This is a messenger RNA of Alligator mississippiensis (American alligator), 3646 nucleotides long. It is a transcript of the gene WDR27, whose product is annotated as WD repeat domain 27. The transcript has 26 exons. The record is from RefSeq and is a predicted model, not a curated record. Gene Ontology annotation, molecular function: protein binding. Lineage: Eukaryota; Metazoa; Chordata; Crocodylia; Alligatoridae. The coding region runs from base 109 to 2685 and encodes 858 amino acids.
GGGCGCGUUGGGGGGAGAACUGCUUGCUUUUGGCGGCUAGCACCAGAACGAGGCUGAGGGCCGAGAGGCUCGGCACCGGUGUGUUGUCUACGGGAAAUACGCUCUAUUAUGGAAAGCCCUAUGGACUGGUGUUUUGCCGAAGAAGGACAUAGCCAGGACAUAGUUCUUGAAAAGCAAGUGUUUAGAUCCAAAGUGCUGGAGUCUCAUGUUCAGCUUGCAUGCAGUUCACAGUACUGUGCUUUUCCUUUGAAUGGGAAUGAGCUGUGCAUCUGGAAUAUUGGUAUUAACCCUGUUCAUCAGCCAUUACACUUGAUAGGACAUCAUCAUUCAAUUACUGCAGUAUCAUUUGGAAGUAAAAUGGAUCCACUUCUUGUCUGCUCAGCUUCCCGUGACUAUGUAAUAGUGUGGAACUUGGAUGAAUGCACAAAGAAAGCACUGCAAGGGAUAACACCUUGUGGAAUUGUUAUAGGAACUCUUUUGGGAAUAGUGCUUUAUGUAAGAUUUAGUCCAGAUGAUCAGAUGGUAGCAGCAUGUGCUGGAAAUCGGAUCUAUAUACUAAAUGCAAAGAAUGAGGCUGUAUUAGCUGAGUUGGAAGGCCACUUGGCUCCAGUGACCGCAGCUGAAUUUUGCACCUGGGAGAAAAACAUGCUUAUAUCUGUCUCUGAAGACAGGAGCUUUAAGGUAUGGGACUGUUGUACUGGUGUAUUAAUAUACCAAUCAGCAGUAUUAACAGCCUUUCCUUUGUUAAGUCUUUUCAUUGAUGAAGAAAAGAAACAGAUUAUUACUGGAUGUGCUGAUGGGCAGCUUUGGAUCUUCAGUUUGAUCAGUGGGCAUAACUACCGCUGUGUGGUCCAUAUCAACGUAAAGAAAGAGAUAGAAAGAUUCUAUAGCAAAACAGGAAAAUAUUUACAGCAGUUUGGUGAGAUACAGAAUAAUUUUAAGCUUUCUGGCAUAAAUGACACGAGAGUGGAAGAAACAGUGGAAACAUCAUUGCCCAUCCUCAGAAUUGAACACUGUGACAAACCAUCACAUACAGACAAAGAAGAAAACUUUUUUCCUGCUGUGAUUGCCAGAUAUUUAUGGAUAGGAAGCUCUACUGGUUUGUUCAUAAUUAACUUGGCAAACUUUGAAAUAGAAGCUGCUUUACAUUAUAAAGAUUACAGCGACCUCAGCAUUCAGUUUGCUGGAUCAUGUGUACUAACGAGGAAGGCUGUUGAUGGCAAGGUUUUAUGCUUGCUUACUUCAAUGUUUGAAAGCGUGAUUGCUUUGCUGGAGAUUAGCCCCACUGCUUUGAUGAGAGCUCAGAAGAAUGAAUUUCUCUCAUAUGGAAAGGAGAAGUGUCUUUUAGUCAUUGCCAGUUGCUCCCUGUUGCCUAAUUCUCCAUUGAAUACUGAAUCUCUUAAGAAAUCAAGCAGCAAAUUAACCAAUAAAAAAACUCUUGGUCCGAAGGGCACAAUGAAAGACCAACCCCUGGUUUUCCACAAUAAAAUUAAAUCAUCAGGUUAUACAAGUGCACCACAAAUGAAAAUGUUUUCUCCAAAUACUAAAAUGAAGAAAACUAACAAAGUAUUGGAGUGGAAGAACAAUUGUAAACGAAAAAAUAAAGAAUAUCCAUUGGAAAAUUUUCCGCCAACUAAAUCUGAGAGAGAGAUAUCUGCAGCGGGCAAACCAACCUCUAUAAGCUGUAUUCAGUAUUCAGGGGAUGGAGAACAGUUGGCAUGUGGCCUCGCUGACAAAUCUUUACUGGUAUUCAAUUCCAACCUGACUGGAACACCAUCUGUUUUUUCAGGUCAUGAUGGUGCAAUUAAUUCUGUUGGCUGGAGUCACAACAAAAAGUGGUUAGUUUCUGCAUCUGAAGAUAAAACAGUGAGGAUCUGGUCAGUCUGCAAUACAGAACCUGCUCUACUUCUGGGCAGGGAGAUGUUCCAGAGAUCUGUACGCUUUGCACAGUUUUAUUAUAUAGAUAAGUUUAUAUUGCUGUGUUGCGGAGCUGAAUUUCAUCUCGUAAACUGCUACCUUGACAUAAGCAAGGAUGACCUAAAACGAUACAAACAGAAGAGUGUUUGCAAUCUAGUACAGAAAUUCCCCAUGGCUUCUACAGUAGAGAUUACCAGUCUUUCAGCAGUAAAUGACUUCUACUCUUAUAUUGUACUUGCUGCUGGAAGCAACCGAGCAUUAGAAGUUUUUGACCUCAAUGCAGGCUGCAGUGCAGCAGUGAUACCGGAUGUUCAAUCUAGAUCAGUCCACCAGAUUUGCCAAAAUAAGGGAUCAGCUUUUAGCACUCAGCAGCCUGAAGCUUAUAAUCUCUUCAUGACCUCGGCAAUUGGUGAUGGUAUUAAACUGUGGGACUUAAGAACAUUAAGGUGCGAGCGUCGUUUUGAAGGACAUGUUAAUCGCUGCCACCCAUGUGGAAUUGCAGUCUCUCCCUGUGGACGCUUUAUUGCCAGUGGAUCAGAAGAUAAAUGUGCUUACAUAUAUGAAAUGCAUUCAAGUACGUUUUCCCAUAAAUUGACAGGACACACAGAGUCAGUCAUCAACGUGGCUUUUAAUCCCUCAUCUGCACAGAUGGACGCCUCAGAAACAACUAUAGGGGCCAUCCUGACCAAGAAGAUGAAGGGAUUGAGAGACCUGUGGCAUAUGCAAGCCAUAAGCUACUCCCUGCAGAGACACAGUAUGCAACAAUAGAGAGAGAGUUCCUGGCAAUCCGCUUACUACAGCCACCUUGGAUGGCAAACUCCAGUUGUUUCUGCCCUGACCGUUCGUGGAAUAUUGGCACUUGAGAAUAACGGCUCACUGAGAACAAGAUAAUCAGUAACUGGUCAAACAGCACGAUAUUACUUUUUGAACUACAUUUAAAAAAAACUGUUUCUGUAAAUUCAAACUGUGUUCACAGGUUACUACUGUGUAGAAACAAUCUGUCACUUUUAUUGGAAAAGUAAAGCCAAAAGACCAUGAGAUACAAAAGCACUCAUGCUGACCUCAUACAACCAAGCACUAUAGUAAUAACUUUAAUGGACUGUUUGCAUGCUUAAAAUGUCAUGUGCUAUAAUGCUUUGCCUAGGCUUUUCUUCUGUAGAUUGGUGACACAAUUAAAAUAGCAGUUCUUCCACAUUUUAAACAGAAAGUCUGCCUGUUACCCGUGACUUGAAAUAGUCUCAAAGACAGGAGAGUUUCUCUUCAUUCAUUAUAUUGCAGCUAUGCUGGAACAAUCCAUACCAUUGCAACUCUAAUGCAGUUACUGGAAGCAGCAGAAUUUUGCCUUCAUUCAUUAAGAGCCAGUGUGAUUCACAGCCGUUUGUAUUGCUGUACUCAUUAAGUGCUUCUGUUAUUUCUUAGAGAAUCUGUAAAAAGGGCUUAAUUUUGAAGGAUUUGUCUUUGUUACAAAGUUAACUUGUUGCUUUGUUUUCAUAAUAUACUUAUGUUUAACUUUGUUGUGACACUGCACAGGUCCCUUUUGCUACUCUUUAGAAAAAAAAAAAGGAAAGAAGGAGAAGAUUUGUUUAGUUGUUCAAAUAGUGAUUAGGUUUUUUUCUGUAGAAAAGUGCUGAUUCUUUUUGUACCAUUCCUAGCUAUGCCGUUUUACAUGCCCCAAUCUUUGAAAAGUAUGCUAAAUGCUGUUUUGAAUAAUAAACUGGUGUUCCAAUUA